Molecule: messenger RNA, 1902 nt
Organism: Lodderomyces oxycetoniae
Lineage: Eukaryota; Fungi; Ascomycota; Pichiomycetes; Serinales; Debaryomycetaceae
Product: PET8
Exons: 2
Coding region: 1-1902 (633 amino acids)
Biological process (GO): mitotic sister chromatid cohesion; transmembrane transport
Cellular component (GO): Ctf18 RFC-like complex; mitochondrial inner membrane
Molecular function (GO): S-adenosyl-L-methionine transmembrane transporter activity
Source: RefSeq, a predicted model, not a curated record
AUGACAGAAAUAAACCUAUAUCAAAUCCUAAAACCGGAUCCAAAUUACCAUUAUAAACUAAUCCAGCUUCCCCCGUCCAUUUUGUCCCAACUUGAACUGGACUCUACCACCACGGCUGAAUCGCUUGAACUAAAAUCAAAUUACGAAAAUGGUGAUGUGGUGCUAUGCACCUCAACACAUACGUACAAAUUGCGACAAAAUAAUCAUUCAAAUACUGUCCUUUUGAUGAAACUGGAUCCGGAUAGAGGUCUAGUUGGCUUUGCAAAAUGUUCAUACGAAUACCAAUUGAAUGAAACAGAUGGGAGGAUAAACACUGCUUAUAUCCCUAUAAUCAAUAAAACUACUGAUAUAGGGGAAAAUGAGAAAAAGAUUAGUAAUACAAGUAAGGUUGAGUUGAUGAGGUCGAGUUGUUGUUCUUCUGUAGAAUUUGAUCAACAAUGGGUUCACCUCCAACUAUGUGAAGUCAAUGACCGAGUAUUUCGAAUGUCACAGGACUUGGCUAUAGACAUUUUGUACACACUAAUAACAUACCUAAUAAGUACAGAACAUAAGAGCACAGCGCAACAACAACAACAACAACAACAACAACAACAACAACAACAACAACAACAACAACAACAACAACAACUCGAUGAGUUUACAUUAGAUCAACUAGGUGCAAAUAUUAUCAGUAAUGCCUCAUGGAACGAAUCGAUGUUUCUUUCAAUACUAUACAAAUUCACCCAUAAAUCAAAAGACAACAGAUUCAAAUUGAAUGAUUCCCAAAUAUCGCAAUUCUUUGGUAUUCAUCAAUUAUCAACCCUCGAAUCAUCAUCCACUACCAGUCAAGACUUUCUUUUGAAUUGGAAAACGUCACUUCCAUUAUUUUAUGACGUACCUCUAGAUAUAACCGCAUUGCGUGGCCACUAUUGCUCCCUCGACACCAUUGCUGGUGUUGGUAACGAGAGAAUAAUCUAUAUAAAUCAAGACGAUCUAAGCAAGGAUAUCAGCACGAGAUUCAAGGAAUUGUUGCAAUUAUCGCGUAGUUGGUUAUACGAGGAAUUUGUAGCGUUCAUUGAACCAUUGGUCACACCAGGAAAGAAAGUGGACUCGAUGAUUAUCAACGGUGGUUGUGCAGGUAUAGCAACUGACUUGGCUUUCUUCCCCAUUGACACAAUCAAAACACGUAUCCAAGCUCAUGGUGGAAUAUUUCAGAACGGAGGCUAUAAAGGAAUAUAUCGAGGUUUAGGCUCUUGUCUAAUUGCCCUGGCUCCACUGGCAUCAUUAUUCUUUAUCACUUAUGAUUCCAUAAAGUCAAAUUAUUUCAUAACUACUCACGUUUCAUCUUUGGCAUAUAGACAUAUGAUAGCAGCAUCAUUGGGGGAGAUAAUGGCAUGUAUAGUGCGAGUCCCUGCAGAAGUGAUAAAACAACGUACCCAAGCAUCACAUAUGGGUCUCAGUUCUAGCUGGCUGAACUUCAAACAUAUAAUAAUUGGCAAUGGUGGUGGUGGUUUACGAGGGUUAUAUCGAGGUUGGAAUAGCACCAUAAUGAGAGAGAUACCAUUUACAGUGAUACAGUUCCCAUUAUAUGAAUGGCUCAAGACCAGAAGUGGAGAAAGAACUUGGGUACCAAUGGGGCUUAAGGGUGCUAUCUGUGGGAUGAUUGCAGGCGGGGUUGCCGCGGCAUUGACUACUCCAUUAGACGUAAUAAAGACUAGAAUCAUGUUGAGUCCAGAUAAGAAUAAAGUAGGUAGUUGGAAGAUUGUUACUGGGUUGGUGAAGCAUGAAGGGUGGUUGAGUUUGUGGAAAGGAAUAGUUCCUAGGACUUGUUGGAUUAGUUGUGGUGGUGCGAUAUUCUUGGGUUGUUAUGAGUUGGUACAUAAUGAAUUAAUAAAGUAUAGACAAAAGGUUAUAGAAUUGUAG